AUGGAGGAGGAGAGCGAGGAUACACAGUACGCUACCGACAACAGGCAGCUCCGGAGCCAAACGUCGAACCUCAAAAUUGAAGCCUGGUUAUCACCGCUCAGCGACCACUUUCCCACACCAAGAGGCUUCCACUUCCUCUCUGCCCCGAUCUUGCCGUCCUCACCAUCGACCAUCUCGGCCGACGAGAGUAGCUCACCUUCUACCUCCUCAAACCCAUGGAAUAACAACAGGUCAAGCGUAAUGACCGACGUCACCGAGUUCGAUGACCUAUACGAUGUCACGGAUGAGGAUGAGCCCCCCGAGUUGCGUCGAGUACCGUCGCGCAAAGACUCAGUGAGGAGACGCAAAUCUGGUCGUAACGCGGUGUCGAAGAAGACUGCGGCUGGUGUUCGAAGAGCUUUACCCCCUCUAGUCAUACCCGGCGGUCGGAACACAUCAACAGAAGACUGGUCUGCUGCCAGCCUCAAAAAGACCCUCGCAUCGCCAGUGCCUCCUACACCACCAACCCGUGUCGAGAUGUCUCCUCAAGUCUUCUCCUUCAUGCAGGCGAAGCAGGCUCAGGAGGUGCCCACAAUUUCGGCCCCGCCGUCUCUCGAUGGGAGCUUGAGUUCAGAGCAGUUGGCUCAAAUGUCAGCGCCACCUACCCCUAUCAUCGGUAGCGACGACGGCAAGGAGGCAGACUGGUCCGGCGUGCGACUUCAACCAGGCGCUUUGGCGACUCUGCAUGCUCUAUCUGGUGAUAACGAUAGCCUACACGAACAUGAUCAUGAACACUCCGAUCAGGUUCUUGAGAUUCCUCAAGAACCUGUGCCCGAAAUGCGUCAACAACCUCUGCGUCUCUUCACAAAUCUCUUUGCCCAGCCGGCUCGUGUUGCCGAGCUCACCCCCAGCUCUCACCGUCGGUCUCUUGCUGAUCUCACCAAGCUUGACAUCCCUUCACCUGGCGGCUUCUUUUCUGGCCUCUCGCCCAGGACAAGGACAACAUGGCACAUGCCGACGAGAUCCCCCGAGGACAUGGUGCCCCCAACGUCAACCACCGCAGAACAGUUCUACCGCUGCCCCUGGAACGUGGACGCCUCGGUACCUCCAGUCCCGGCUGCACCCGCUAAGCUCAUUCUCAACGAUGCUGCCGAGCAAUACUACCGCAGCUCAGUAACGUCUACUUCUGCAAUCGUAGAGCAGGUUGUUGAGGUCAAUGACAAGGAGAUGGACGAGGAUGACAUGCCAACUGCCAGGCCGAUUGUUCCAGCAAAUGGCUCAAGCUCUUCCGUGACGCUAGCUGAGCCAACCUCCCCCGAGGUUGAGGAUGCUCCAACUGAGAUCGUCACGGUUUACGACCCCGAGUAUGCGCGCAAGCAACAGGAGGUCGCCCUCUCCAAUCUCGACCGCACAGAGAUAUGGCUCAUGGCCCAGCGCGCCUACUUAAAACCCCUCGAGGCCAGCCAAACAGAGGAGCAUGACCGCAACCUUGGCACAAUCCUGGAAGCCGCUGACGAGGAAGUCGAGAGCUUCCUGGAGCAGGAGAUUCCGUCAGCACCGAGGAAAAAGACUGUCCGCUUUUCCGAAAUCAUCACCAAGACCGACAUCCCCCGUCGUCUGCCUUCCAAGCUUUCUAGACAGGAGUCCGCCUACUACCGCGCCUUCCAAGACUACGUCAUUCGCUCCAGUAAGCAGGACGUCUUCGUACACCAGCUCCCCCGAUUUGAGGCCCUCCAGGCCCAACGUGUCUGCCUGCGUGAGUUCCACCGCAACCAGCUUCUCGGCAAGUACCAGCUCAGCGUCGUGCCGCAAUCCGCCAAGAAGCGCCUCAGCGCCAACGUCGCUCGCGGUGACGACAUCCUUGUCGACGACCCGGAGAAGCUACGCCGCGAGAAGGAGUGCGAGGCCAUGUCCCAGAUGGCCAUGCCGGCCUGGCAUGUCGCCGCUAUCAAGAUGCUCAACGGCGGCAAGCUCAUCUCGGCGCCCGUCGCCAAACGCCUUGGUCGCCUGUCCCGCAUGGCCCCUGGCCGCGACGGCGUCGCCCGUGACAGGGCGCGCAUCCUCGAUCUUGGCGGCCAGUCGGCGUGCGACUGGGCUUGGCACUGCGCUUUGCAGUAUCCCAACACCAAGAUCUACACCGUCACCACAAAGGCUAUCCGCCAACUGUCCAACUCCAAUGUCCGUGGCCCGCCCAACCACCGCCAGGUCGCCGUUGAGCGCCUUACUCGCCUGCCCUUCAAGGACAACCAGUUCGACCUCAUCUCGGCGCGCGAGCUGCACAGUAUCCUCAAGUUUAUCGGUGAGAACGGCGAAGACGAGUGGGAAACGUGCCUGAGGGAGUGCCUGCGCGUACUCAAGCCGGGCGGCUACCUCGAGUUCUCCCUCCUUGACUCGGACAUCAUGAACGCGGGCCCUCUCGGCCUUGCAAAGAGUGUCGAGUUCGGUUUCGAUCUCAAGACCCUGGGUUAUGAUCCGAACCCAACAAAGAUGUUUCUGGGCCGCCUCUCUCGCGCAGGCUUCGACGAGGUCCGGCGCGCGUGGGUGUGCCUGCCCAUGGGCGCGCGCCCGCCCUCCCAACAACAAGAGAAGCCUCUUCCCUCACUUCCCGCCGUCCGGGCUAACCCGACGGGCGAGGAAGUCAGGACGGUAACGAUGGAGGCCAUGGUAACCGGUAGCACAGACGGCGUGGCCAACGUCACGGGCAUCGUUGGUGGCUGGAGCUGGGAACGCUGGCUGCUGCGAUGCGAGAUGGAGAAGGUUAGUGGUGAGUUACGACUCGCAGACACAGUGACGGCCGGUCCCGCAAUGAGAGAGGCCGGCAAGAGCGUCGAGGGCGUCGCUGCCAUCGUGGAGGAGGGGCGAGGCUGCGGCGCCGGAUGGAGGAUGUUGAACGGGUACGCAAGAAAGCCCAAGACCGGCACAGGGCUCAUCUCUGUCGGUUUCGAGGUUUAA
This is a messenger RNA of Colletotrichum graminicola M1.001, 2931 nucleotides long. RefSeq names its product methyltransferase domain-containing protein. The transcript has a single exon. Lineage: Eukaryota; Fungi; Ascomycota; Sordariomycetes; Glomerellales; Glomerellaceae. Gene Ontology annotation, molecular function: S-adenosylmethionine-dependent methyltransferase activity. The coding region runs from base 1 to 2931 and encodes 976 amino acids. The record is from RefSeq and is a predicted model, not a curated record.